AUGGGUGUCUCAAAAACGGUUUCGAAGGUGCUUCAAUGCGGACUAUGGUGGCCAAAUCUCUUUAACAAUGUUUGGGAGUUUGUCAAGAGUUGUGACCAAUGCCAAAGGACCGGAAACAUUUCAAAGAGAAAUGAAAUUCCCCAACAACCCAUUUUAGAGUUGGAGAUUUUUGAUGUAUGGGGAAUAGACUUCAUGGGUCCUUUUCCUACUUCAUAUGGGAAUCAAUAUAUCCUUGUUGCUGUUGAUUAUGUGUCAAACUGGGUGGAAGCUAUUGCCUUACCUACAAAUGACCAUAAGGUAGCAAUGAAGAUGUUCAAGAAAAUAAUCUUUCCACAGUUUGGCAUCCCAAAGACGGUAGCAAGAAAUAGGAAGGAUUGGUCGGAUAAGCUAGAUGAUGCCUUGUGGGCAUAUAGAACGACUUUUAAAACUCCUAUUGGCACUAUUCUUUACCUCUUGGUUUAUGGGAAGUCUUGUCAUCUUCCGGUAGAACUUGAGCAUCGUACUCAUUGGGCUAUAAAGAAAAUCAAUUUCGAUUUGGCAAGUGCGGGUGAGCAACGUUGGCUUGAUCUCCAUGAGUUGGAAGAACUUCGAUUGGAUGCUUAUGAUUGUGCAAGCAUGUACAAAACUCGCACUAAGGAAGUGCAUGAUAAGUUAAUUGUGAAGAAGGAGUUCAAUGUUUGUGACAAGGUCCUCCUUUACAAUUAUAGGAUGAAAUUAUUUCCCGGGAAGCUAAAGUCUCGUUGGAAUGGUCCUUUUGUUGUUCAAGAGGUCUUUCCUAAUGGUGCGGUUGAAAUAUCUCCUUUGGAUUUUUCAAGAACUUUCAAAGUCAAUGGUCAUAGGCUCAAGCGCUACUAUGAUGGAGUUUUUGUGGGGGUUGUUCAUGAUAUGAAUCUCUUUGAUCCACCUUGA
Molecule: messenger RNA, 909 nt
Organism: Chenopodium quinoa (quinoa)
Lineage: Eukaryota; Viridiplantae; Streptophyta; Magnoliopsida; Caryophyllales; Amaranthaceae
Exons: 2
Coding region: 1-909 (302 amino acids)
Biological process (GO): DNA integration
Molecular function (GO): nucleic acid binding
Source: RefSeq, a predicted model, not a curated record